AUGGCAGUAUCGCUCGAUCCGGAGUCAAUUCAGGUGCCCGCUGCAGGAGGUGAAAUCACGCUACAGCUGAAGAACAGCAGCGCUGAGGGUCGCUAUGCCUUCAAGGUCAAGUGCACCGACAACGAUCAUUACCGUGUCAACCCCGUAUUCGGUUUUGUCGACGCGUCCGGUAAUGCUGCGGUUCUUGUGCGUCGAACGGAAGGCCCUCCGAAAGCUGAUGGUCGUCUGGAAGUUCACUUCAUUCCUGCUCCAGCAGAUGCUACUGAAGCAAAGGCGCUGUUUCCUCCUGGAAGUUCGUCGGAGUUCAAACUGAACGUGCCGUUGAUCGCGGAAUAAGUAGCAAAGAGGAGGAAUGAUCAUCAGCCGAUUGGAUAGGAACAUGCUGUUGGAUAGUAAAUGUGAUAAUAAUUCGAUUAUCCUCGUUCCAUAAUA
Messenger RNA from Meloidogyne enterolobii, 432 nucleotides. The record is from the annotation of a GenBank genome assembly. Lineage: Eukaryota; Metazoa; Nematoda; Chromadorea; Rhabditida; Meloidogynidae.